This is a messenger RNA of Erpetoichthys calabaricus (reedfish), 1850 nucleotides long. RefSeq names its product LSM family member 14B (gene lsm14b). NCBI's taxonomy places the organism in Eukaryota, Metazoa, Chordata, Cladistia, Polypteriformes, Polypteridae. Gene Ontology annotation, molecular function: mRNA binding. The record is from RefSeq and is a predicted model, not a curated record. The transcript is spliced from 8 exons. Bases 100 to 1077 code for a protein of 325 amino acids.
GCUUCGUAAGGGAGUUGUUACCGAGUCUGUCAAGGUGAACUAACUGGUGGGUGUAGGAAGGAAAUUUGGAGAGGUCCUUAGUUGAUAAAGAAGGCAGCAAUGAGUUCCGGGAUUCCUUAUAUCGGCAGUAAAAUUAGUCUGAUAUCCAAAGCUCAGAUUCGCUAUGAAGGCAUCUUAUACACCAUCGAUACGGACAACUCAACAGUUGCUUUGGCUAAAGUUAGAUCUUUUGGGACAGAAGGACGUCCCACAGAAAGACCGGUACCUCCAAGAGAUGAAAUAUUUGAAUAUAUAAUAUUUCGUGGAAGUGACAUCAAAGACAUUACUGUCUGUGAGCCUCCUAAACCUCUUCAUGGCUUGGCUCAUGACCCUGCAAUUGUUCAGUCUUCCUUAGGCAGUUCAUUGUCUCAUCAGCCCUCUGUUUCCUAUAGCCCCUACCGGGGAAUGCCUUCUUAUAGUCACUUGGCUGCCAGUUCCCUGUUGAAUCAACAGUAUGCUGCUGCACUAGGGCUAGGCACAGUUACUCCAGAUUCAGCCGAAAAAGAUCAGACUUCAAACAACGAGAACCGAAGACCACAGAGGCGAAGGCCAGCAAACCGAAGAUUCCGCAAUAGAUGGAAAGGUCAAAUCCUGGUGUCAAAUGUGAAGACUGCUUCUAUUCAAUUUGAGGAUGAUUUUGAUUUUGAAAGUGCAAAUGCCCAGUUUAAUAAGGAAGAUGUAGACAAGGAGCUACAGAGCAAACUUGAUGUAAAAGGUAACCAGGCUGAAAAGGGUGAUGUAGAUGAAAUGAAAGACCUUGGAUUAGAGACCCAGAACACUGUGCUGACAGUUGAAGAUCCUCUUGGACCAAACUGCUACUAUGAUAAAACCAAAUGUUUUUUUGACAACAUUUCAUCUGAGCUUUCAAGGAGAAUAACUUGGGCAGAGGAGAAAAAACUAAACAUGGAAACCUUUGGGGUUCCCGGAAAGCUUUUUCGUGGUAGAGGAUUUCGUGGUGGCCUUCAAGGUGGAAGAGGAAGAGGAAUAGGACAGAGACCUUCAGUUUCCAAAGUGGGAAGUGGAAGAAUUAUAGAUUAAACUAGUAUGCAUAUAGUACAAGGUAUGAUGUCACUCCUUUAAGAAUGGGUACAAGAAAAUGCAGAAUUGUGAAUUUACUUUGCAGAUGAAUCAUGUUAACACAUUGUAUAUAGUACUGAGACGAUGGCACGAAUUGUUUGUACAGACCAAGUGGAGGGGAUUUUUUUGUUUUAAUGACUUGAAUUUUUUGCAAGGUGAUCUUUGUUUGCAUUUUUUUUUUGUCAACUGCAUUUGUUUCCAAAGUAUUUUGAUAUAAUUAGAUUUAAACUGUUCCAACUGCAGUGCAACCUCAAGCAAGCCCCUUAUUAAAAUGUGAAGUGUUUAAUUGGCUACUGUGACAUAAUUGACUAGUAGUCGAGCUUGCCACAUCUGAUAGAAUUGGAAGUCGGAAAUAUAGGUUUCUUCAAAUACUGGAUAGUAACAAUAGGUAUUUUUUAUAAUAUUUUAAAUCUUUAUAGUAACAUGUACCCCUCUGAAUCUUAAGUGGUUAAACUGCAAAAUGCAUUGGCAAGUGUUUGUAUAUAAUGUAUAUUACUGAUUCUGCAUUUCAUAGUGGCAGGAAACCCUCCUCCCCAUGCUGUGGAUUUGUUUUAUUUGUGUAAUGUUUUGUAUUUAAGUGCUUUGCUUAUGAUUACACAGAACAAAACCAGUGUAUCAAGCUGAAAUAGAUUUGCUUUUUUUUUUUUUUCUUUCUAAUGGGGUAAACAAAGGUGCAAUGUAUGAGGAAAUAAUUUAAAACUUGCUCCUGCCAAUAAUAAACUGUUCUGUUCUCC